AGGGUUGAUGAAACUUUGGGAAUCUUCAGUUCUUCCUAUUCCACCCUUUUGACAGGGUAUUGCUACCUUCCUCUAACACCAAGCCCACCACCAACAACCAACCCAGAAUGCCAUAACAUUCCAACAAUUAAAUAAACACAAAAUAAAAAAGUCAUUUUUUUUGUUCCGUGUAGCUUUUUGGAGCUGGAUUCUCCUUGAAUUCUUCGUUUGACUAGUUUUUGUUUCUGGGUUUGUUUGAUCUUUUCAAAGGUUUCCAGCUCUUGCCUGCUGCCAAUAAUUGUUCAUACCAAAAACUGCCUUCUUGCUGCUCGUGUUUACCUUUUGCUCGGUUAAGUGGGAUGUGGAGAGAUCCGGGAGUUUCAGCUGAUUCUUUCUAUGAAAUCCGCCCGGAAUGUACCGAUGUUCCUAUUUCUCGAUUUAAAAUCAAGGGAGUCCAUCCAUCUAUUAGGGGAGAAGUUUGGGAAUUUCUACUUGGUUGCUAUGACCCCAAAAGUACAUUUGAGGAAAGAGAUCAGAUAAGACACCGCAGAAGAAUGCAAUAUGCUACACUUAAAGAAGAAUGCCGCCAAUUGUUUCCUCUUAUUGGAAGUGGUAGAUUUGUCACAGCACCUGUUGUUACUGAAGAUGGUCUUCCAAUUCAAGAUCCAUUGGUUCUGAAAGAAACAAAUUCAGCCAAGGGAUUGGAUGUACAUCAUCAAGAUAAUAAUAAUCAUUCAAGUAGGAUUGCUACAAAUAGUUUACAGAAGGUGACAGACAAGAUAGUAGUCCAGUGGCUGUUAACUCUUCAUCAAAUAGGUCUUGAUGUGGUUCGCACUGAUAGGACAUUAGUUUUUUAUGAGAAGCAAGAAAACCUGUCAAAAUUAUGGGAUGUACUAGCUGUUUAUGCUUGGGUAGAUAAAGACGUUGGCUAUGGUCAAGGAAUGUGUGACCUAUGCUCCCCUAUGAUAAUUCUUCUUGAUGAUGAAGCAGAUGCAUUUUGGUGCUUUGAGCGUCUGAUGCGCAGGCUUCGCGGCAAUUUUAGAUGCACUGAGAGCUCUGUUGGGGUGACAUCUCAACUAAAUGUGUUGGCUUCAGUUACUCAAGUAAUUGAUCCAAAACUUCAUAACCAUUUAGACAAUCUUGGUGGAGGUGACUAUCUGUUUGCUUUUCGAAUGCUAAUGGUUUUGUUUCGUCGAGAAUUCUCCUUUUGUGAUUCAUUGUAUCUUUGGGAGAUGAUGUGGGCCUUGGAAUAUGAUCCUGACUUGUUCUUGAUGUAUGAAAUGCCUGAAUCAGCUUCUGAAAAAGCUGUGGGCUCAAAAGGGAAAUCAAAGUCAAUACGUCAAUGUGGAAAGUAUGAGAGAGAAUUUUUGAAGAGUGGAUCAAAGAAUGCUUCUCAAGCUCCUCUUCCUAUAUCUGUUUUCCUUGUUGCUAGUGUUUUGAAAGAUAAAAGUUCAAAACUACUCCAAGAAGCACGGGGUUUGGAUGAUGUUGUCAAGAUCUUGAACGACAUAACUGGGAAUCUAGACGCCAAAAAAGCUUGCAAUGGGGCUAUGAAACUUCAUAAGAAAUAUUUGAAAAAGGCCAAGAAACCCUAGCACCAAAUACAUCUAUAUAUUCACUGAUUCUUUGUAAUGUGUUGUAUGAUACAUUUGUCUCAUUCGCCACGAGGGAGGUAAUAAUGGAGAACAUUAGGAGUUUACAGAAUUGGAAAAAGGGAUUCAAAUAUCCAACCAUCAAAAUCCCUGAGCAACUGUUGUAUGUGAAAUCAAUUUGAUUUUUCUUUUUUCUUGUGUAUCCGAAAGAAGUGAGAUUGUAUAUGAAAAUAGAAUUUUUCUGUAGAACUGUCUAUUUUGUUGGACUUAGUUAUUGCAUAUGGGAAAACAAGGUAUAUGAAACAGCCAUUCUUUCUACUA
Vigna angularis (adzuki bean) is the source of this 1892-nucleotide messenger RNA. RefSeq lists its product as uncharacterized. Gene Ontology annotation, biological process: activation of GTPase activity. Bases 339 to 1574 code for a protein of 411 amino acids. NCBI's taxonomy places the organism in Eukaryota, Viridiplantae, Streptophyta, Magnoliopsida, Fabales, Fabaceae. The transcript is spliced from 10 exons. The record is from RefSeq and is a predicted model, not a curated record. Gene Ontology annotation, molecular function: GTPase activator activity.